AUGACCCCAGCAACAUUCACCCACAAAACCAUCCUCAUAACAGGCGCCAACUCCGGCAUCGGCUACGAAGCCGCACGACAAUGCCUCCUCCUCAACGCAGAACGAGUCAUAUUCGGCGUCCGCUCCGUGAAAAAGGGGCAAGAAGCCAUAUCGGCACUCCGCGCGAAUCCUGAAAUCAACAAAGUCAACCCCGGUGCGAGACUGGACGUGUUCAGACUUGAUCUGGAUGAUUAUCGGUCUGGAUUGGAUUUUGCGAGGAAGAUCAAGGCGGAGAUGAAGAUGUUGGAUGUUUUUAUUGCGAAUGCGGGGAUGAAUGUUAUGAGGUUUAUGAGGAGUAGAAGUGGGCAUGAGAAGGUUAUGCAGGUAAACGCCUACACCCACUUCCUCAUCGCCCUCGAACUCCUCCCCCUCCUCUGUUCUACAGCUACGAUUCGGAAAUCCCCCUCUCGUCUCGUCAUGGUCGGUUCCUCGGCGCAGAAUAUGCACAAUCUCUCCCAGUUACCAAAAGAUAAAUCCAUAAUGGCAUAUCUAGACGAUAAGUCAACAUAUAAUGGGUUUAGACAGUACGCUAAUAGCAAAUUGGUGAUGAAUGCCUUCGCACAACAUCUUGCCUCGGUCAUUCCGGCUCGGGAGGUUAUUGCUAAUACCGUCGAUCCGGGGAUGGUGGCUACGGGGUUCGACAAGGAGUUACCGGGUUGGCUGCGGGGGAUCAUGUAUAUGGCGCGGAAGGUCUUUGCGAAGUCGGUUGAGGAUGGAGGCAGGACGUUGGUGGAUGCGGCGGGGAUUGUGGGAGAGGAGAGCCAUGGGAGGUUUUUGUCGCAUACUCGUGGGGCUCCUAGUGAUACGCCUCCCUUGGUGGGCGCGGAGGGGAAGCAAUUCCGAGAGAGACUAUGGGAAGAUCUACUAGCUGAUCUGAGAAAUGUUGACGAGAAGUACAGGAAUGAUUAG
Messenger RNA from Aspergillus wentii DTO 134E9, 948 nucleotides. RefSeq lists its product as uncharacterized. The transcript is spliced from 3 exons. Lineage: Eukaryota; Fungi; Ascomycota; Eurotiomycetes; Eurotiales; Aspergillaceae. The record is from RefSeq and is a predicted model, not a curated record. The coding region runs from base 1 to 948 and encodes 315 amino acids.